AUGGCAGGAUGUGUAAAGGAGUUGCGAGACAAAGCCUCUGACUUCAAACGCACGGGGUAUAUUGCUGUGUUUGAUACGGACUCACGAGUUAUCAAAUCUCAGGUUCAUAACGAUCUUCUCAAAGAGCUUCAAGAAUCCAUGUCGCCGCUAUUUUCGGCUUCGAAAUCUGUUUCGUCUACUGCCUCGGUCGAUCCAAAUAAGAGUGUUUCGGAGAGUCCGGGGCUUAUUUCAGCCGCCAUUGAACCGUGGAACGAAAUGCUCAUCCUUGGAGAUCAGGGUCGGACACCAAUUCGAAUCAGAACUUAUGAUUUCCAAGUGGAAGGCGGUGAUGACGAGACCAAGUUGCAUAAUUACAUGAAGAACGCGAGACAGGGACGAACACCACCUAUCACAGAAGAAGAAUGGCCUGACAUUCGAUCACGAAUAAGAGAACAUCUUCGGCUCCCUGAGCCCGAGAAGCGGCACCGUAUAUUGCCCGACUCUGGGUACCAUGAUCUUCUCGCUGUACUGGAAAAAUUGGUAAUCGCAAAGAGCAGGCGGUUGUACGCCGUGAAAGGAAUUGAGCCAGGGAUCUCCUUCACAUACGAUGAAUGGAAGACUGGUGAAAAUACAGGCCGCGCGAUCAUGCCCAAAUGGAGUGACCCUGAUAAACUUGAAACGCCCCCAAUUCCCGAUUUAGAUCACGAUUACUACUCGAUAUCUCUCCAAGAUCAAUUCGAGGGCUUGCAGAUCAUAGUUCGAGGGUCAACUAUUGAGCUCACCCUAGAAGAGCCUUUGUAUUAUGGUGAUUCCCAUCACAACGUUGCUGGUAUCCUCAAUGAGCAUAUCGUUUCUACAGCCGUAUGCUACUUCGAUAUGCACAACAUCAAAGAUGCAAAGGUUUCAUUCCAACAAGAGACUCACAUCGAGAGCGAUGAUUUCAAUAUUGCGGAGUAUGACGUUAUGAAUCGAGUUUUUGAUGUUCCGAGCUGGUCAAUCCGCGGCGAUGAUCCUUGUUACCCAGAGGCUCUACAGACCAUAGGGUCUAUCCCGAUUUCACGAAAUGGGCAGUUUCUUGCUUGGCCAAGUACACUGCGGUCUAAGGCCGAGCCAUUCAGUAUGGCAGAUCGAUUGCGGCCAGGGCACCUUCGAUUUGCGACUUUGUGGUUGGUAGGCCCGCAUUAUCGAAUUUGCUCAACUCAGAAUGUGCCUCCCCAGGACCCAAGCUGGGUCGAGACAUCCCAAUCAACGAAGGACGCGCCGAAGCAUGAUUUAAUGGCAUUCACGCAGGCAGUCGAGGCUCGAAACCAAAUGCGGCAAGAUAGAGACAGGAUAAGCGAGAAAUUCCUUGAACGCGGACAUUCGCGGCACAUUUAUUCGGAAGUUUACAUUCUUUGA
Penicillium antarcticum is the source of this 1377-nucleotide messenger RNA. RefSeq lists its product as uncharacterized. The coding region runs from base 1 to 1377 and encodes 458 amino acids. The transcript is spliced from 3 exons. The record is from RefSeq and is a predicted model, not a curated record. NCBI's taxonomy places the organism in Eukaryota, Fungi, Ascomycota, Eurotiomycetes, Eurotiales, Aspergillaceae.